AUGGCCCUCGUGGGCGCUGUCUACGCUGCCCCCUACGGUGGCGGCUACGGCGCCUCCAGCAGCGGCGGCUACGCUGUGCCUUCCUCUUCCGGAUACGGUGCCUCUCCCUCCGUGAGCAAGCCCUACGAGGCAUCCAGCACUCCUUGCGAAGAAGAGAGCAGCAGCAUGCCUCCGGUUGUGACCUCUUCGACUUACGUCCCACCUGUCGUCACCUCCAGCUACCCGGUUCAUGAGUCUUCAAGCGUCCCCCAUGUCUCCUCCAGCACGCCUUGCCCGGAGUCAAGCACCCCUGUUGUGCCAUCCUCCACCUACACUCCCCCCGUUAAGACGUCGACCUACACUCCUCCGGUUGUGACUUCGACCUACACGCCGCCAGUCGUUACGUCCACUUCCAUCUACACCCCACCCGCGAGUUCCAGCACCCCGUGCCCGGAGUCAAGCACACCUGUUGUGCCAUCCUCCACCUACACUCCCCCCGUUAAGACGUCAAUCUACACUCCCCCAGUCGUUACGUCGACCUACACUCCUCCGGUUGUGACUUCGACCUACACUCCCCCGGUCGUUACGUCCACCUCCAUCUACGUACCACCCGUGAGCUCCAGCUCUCCCUGCCCGGAGACUGAGACCAUCACCGUGCCGUUCUCGAGCUCCAAGCCCUACGUGCCAUACUCGAGCUCUAAGCCUUACGUGCCAGAGGUCUCCAGCACCACUGAGGUCACCAUCACCUCGACUGUUGUCAUUCCUCCCAGCUCCACUCCUUACGUACCCGAGGCUUCCACCUACCCAGUCGUCCCUCCCGUCAUCACGGAGUCUGUGCCCAUCCCAGCGGUUUCCACCUACCCUGUGGUCCCUCCCGUCGUCACCUCAUCCGUGCCCGUCCCUCCCGUUAUCACCGAGUCUUUCCCCAUCCCUGAGACUUCCACUCCCGUCGUCCCCGAGGCGUCUUCGUCCGGAUACGCCCCUCCCCCUCCUGUUAUCACUGAGUCUGUCCCCAUCCCGGAGACUUCCACUCCCGUCGUCCCCGAGGCGUCUUCCUCCGGAUACGCCCCUCCUCCUCCUGCUGAGGAGACUACCACUGUCGUUGUUCCCCCUGCCUCCUCCCACGCCUCCACACCCGUCGGUACCGCCUCAUCAUCCAUUUACCACGCCUCGUCCGCUACCUCCCCUGGCUACCCCGAGUACACUGGCGCUGCUAGCUCCACCAAGCCCCUCGCUGCCUUCAUGGCCGGUGCUGCCGCUCUCGCUUACUUCGUCUGA
Molecule: messenger RNA, 1257 nt
Organism: Alternaria arbusti
Lineage: Eukaryota; Fungi; Ascomycota; Dothideomycetes; Pleosporales; Pleosporaceae
Exons: 2
Coding region: 1-1257 (418 amino acids)
Source: RefSeq, a predicted model, not a curated record